CUCGGGGUUUUAAGCCCGGGUUAGCCGGCCGAUUCGUGGAUAAGGGGAUGUUAUAUCCGAGGUACAGUAUUAGGGACGUUGAGAUUAUACAUACGAGGGAAAGAUAUAAAACACCGCCAAGAGUCUGCUUCUCACGCUCGUCCACAUUCCCAAACAAGUCCAUCGUCCGGCGAGAACCGAAUUUAUAUAGAGCUUACGGUGCUUACCUCAAUACUCUACUACUAGUAUCAUAAACUCAAUAAAGAAGUCACAACCGUAAUCCGCCAAAGUCCACCCACCAUGGCCACCAAACACCUUGAGAGAGUCGCCAUCAUCGGUGCUUCCGGCAACAUCGGACGCGCCUUCGCCGAAGCACUGCUCAAGACCGGCAAGCACACCGUCACGGCGCUGAAGCGCAAGGGCAGCAACAGCUCGGUACCCACGGGCGUCAGGGUGGUCGAGGUGGACUACGACGACGACGCGGCGCUAGUCUCGGCGCUCCAGGGCCAGCAAUUCCUGGUCGUGACGCUGGGCACGCGGGUUCCCGAGGAUCUGCACCCCCGGAUCUGCGCCGCGGCAGGCAAGGCCGGCGUGGGCUACAUCAUGCCCAACAAGUUCGGCUUCCCGACGCCCCCAACCACGGCAACCACGGCAACCACCACCACCGCGCCACCACCUCCUCCUCCUACUACUCCAGCCGGGCAGGUGGCCCGCAACGCGAUCCAGCGCAUCGCGGACGUGCAGAACAACGGCGUGUCCGCCUACGUCACGCUCAACUGCGGCUUCUGGUACGAGUGGUCGCUGGCGGCGGGCGACCCGUGGUUCGGCUUCAGCAUCGCGGCGCGCAAGGCGACCUUCUUCGACGACGGGCGGCGCACCAUCACGGUCAGCACGUGGGCGCAGUGCGGCCGGGCGCUGGCGGCGCUGCUCAGCCUGCCCGAAUCGUCGUCCUCCUCCUUCUCCUCAUCCGAUUCUGCUCCUUCGCUCGCCGACUUCCGGAACGGCCACGUCAACAUCGCCAGCUGGCGCGUCUCGCAGCGCGACAUGCUCGAUAGCCUGCAUCGCGUGCUGGACACGACGGAUGCCGAUUGGCAGAUCGCCUACGAGUCGACCGCCCAGCGGGUGCGGGAUGGUGUGGCGGAGUUGGGGAGGGGGGAUUACAGGGGCUUUGCUAAGAACUUGUAUGCUACGGUUUUCGCUCCGCCGUCUGGUAAGGAUGAUGAUGAUGAUGCGGCGGCGGUGGUGGAUGUCUAUGACUAUGCUAGGACUCAAGGGACGGCUAAUGAGCUGCUUGGGCUUCCGGAGGAGGAUCUAGAUGCUGCGACGAGGACAGCGGUGGAGAUGGUUGAGAGCGGGUGGAAUCCUUUGGGGGUUUGAGUGGAUUUAUCAGAAGUUACACCACGAGGAAGAAUACCUGGUAGGUAUUCGAUGAUAGAGGGCCGGGACAGGCCUAGGCUGGGGGAUGCAUGAAGAGAAAUGUUACUGCCCUUCACCCCAGCUAAGUACUGUACCUGCGGGUUCAUGUGUCAAGUCGAGAAUCAAAUGGCCGAGUGGAGCGAUCAAAGGCCACGAGAGGCCUCCUUCUGCUUGUAGCUGUUGCAUUAAGCGUUGUCGGGACACAAUGUCGACUUGGCCGUGGGCACUAAAAUCUCUUACAAGUCACACAAGAAAGAUACUCGCU
Molecule: messenger RNA, 1660 nt
Organism: Chaetomium strumarium
Lineage: Eukaryota; Fungi; Ascomycota; Sordariomycetes; Sordariales; Chaetomiaceae
Exons: 2
Coding region: 280-1356 (358 amino acids)
Source: RefSeq, a predicted model, not a curated record